GAUUGAUUAUUGUCACUAUGGUGAUAUAAUGUACAUGGCUUCCUGUACAGUAUAAUAUUUUCUAUAAACAAUCAGUAUAACAGGAGGUCAUUUAACGCCAUAGAAAACCAGACAUGGCAGCAGAGAUUUUAUCGAUGAACCCCUUUGCCUACACAGCGACAGGAGAACUCGGAGAAAACAGAGACACGAUGUUAAGCAAUGAAUUGCUGUUGAGAACACAACUAGGAAGACCCAAAAGAAGAGGAUACAGCUCGGCUCCAGCAGAACACUUUGUAUAUGGUCGACCUCUAGAACCACGUCAGGGAGGUGCUGAUGAUGCACUACAUGGAUGGCCACCAAUGAACCCUUUGGCAGCAACAACACUUCCCUUCUCCCGUAAAGAAAAGAAAACUGACAGAGAUUUCAUGGUAUUAAACAAAGCUGCAGUGCAGGCUGGUCUUGUUACUGCCUCAGAAAACUACAAGUUCCGAGCAACUCACGAUGUGAGGAGGAAGACAGCUGGUGAUGAGAACACACGAAGCCGUACACGGAGGAUACCUCCUACCAUGGUGUUUGGCAUCUCUACAAGGCCUUCUACGCCAAUCUUUGACCUCCUAGAACACAAAUACCAAGAUAAAUGGUUGAUGUCCCGUCGUCAAAUGGAGCUCACAAAGAGACAAGAAGAAUCCAAGAGUGCAUCCACUAGAUCAGCAGGAUUUUCCAGUACACUGAAGCAACGACGAAACCCUAACACAGUCUACGAGACACGGGCCUCUCUGCUGAGAACGUACCAAAACCCUGUUGACGAAGCACCACUUUGGCAGUUACCAAAGUUCAAGAAAAAUGCCAGAGCAUCUCUACAAACAUUCCGCUCAGAAGGUGUAAGAAAGCAAGGAUAUGAACAUUUUGAAUCUGACCAAAUUUCCAGGAAAGGACAACUUGGUCACGGAGUAUUUGAAUCUGCAAAGAACUGAUGAUUAUUAUUCACAUGUUUAAGUCCGUCCUAUAUUUGAAAAACAGUACAUCCAUCACAUCUAUCGAUUUUAUUAAGCACACCUUAUAAGUAAUUUUAAUACAUGACACAAGGAUCAUGUACCGAAAAGUAUGCAUGUUUAUAUAUUUAUAUCGGAAGAUAAAAGUGCACAAGCGAUUACGAAAUCCUUGGAAAACAGUAUUUUACAGAAGAUAUUUUCUUGAAAUGUGAAGACAACAUAAGUUGACUCUAGUUAUAUUUAAAUCCCUGCGAUUUACUGUGAAAUACCUCUUCUUUGAUAUAAACAUGAUAUAUUGUAUAUACAAUUUUUUGUUGAAUAUUUAAUUUAUAUCUGUUUGUUUUGUUUGCUGCUUAUCCAUACAAAGACUGGCUACGAAAAAGAAGAACAUGUAUUCACACAGUGUGGUUUCUCAUUGAUUGGAAAAUAUAAUAUUAAAAUGCAAAUGUGUUGCAUGAAUGUUUGAAAAAAAUAUUUCCGUUAUUCAAGCUUAAUGACAUAAAUUCAGUUUAUGUUUGGUAGUGCACAGUUAUUUCAUGUAUAUGUUUUCUUUUUUCUCUCUUUCUUUUUACACUUACUUGGCAUACAAUUAUAAAUUGCUAUGAAGGUCCGGGUAGUAGAACCCGAGGUGAAAUAGUAUUACCGUAAUCAUGUGAUAUAUUAUUGAAGUACAGAAGAAUUCCUACCAAAGUUACAUAAGUGCUAGUCGAAUUGGAGAUUUUAAAAUUCUAAUCAAAUACACCAAGAUUAAUAUUCACGAUUUACGUGUUGAUCCAGUUUAUUUAUCAUAUGUAUAGUUCUUAGCGGAGUAUAUACUUAUACAUUAGGAAGUGAUCAUAUAGAGAAAAAUCAGUAUUUCAAUUGUUCUUAAUCUUGCCUUUUUUAAUAGAAUAAUGAACCGAUUAGUGAAUAUUUCCCUUUUAAUAUCUGUCCUGUGAUUAAAAUUAUAUUUUGGUCAUUAUCUUUUAAAGAAAAUUCUGUCCAUUUUACAAUUUUCAUGAAUUUUAUAACGAAGUAUGGAGUUUGAGCUUGUUUUACAUAUAAACCUUGAAGGAGUCAUACAAGUGUAUAGUGGAAGAGAAAUGGCAGUUUGUUAUAUAGUUCACAAUGAUAGAAUUCCAGAAUCUAGAAAUAUAGCUUAUUCAUUACUGAACAAGAAUCUCUCCCAAAAUAGAUUAGAUAUGAUUAUUUUCUUUAGGUCUUGUUGCCUAGAAUUGUUGCUCGUUUUGUUUGCGUCUGUACAUCAUACAGCUUGUUGCUUGCACUUGUCUGUGAUAUCCCUUGCACAGUGUCAUUGUGCAUGUUAAAGCCACCGUUAAAAUGCAUCUGUGCAUACAUAAUUAUACAAAAUUUGUCAUAUUUGAGUGAAAUAAAAAUACGUUUUACAGCUUG
Pecten maximus is the source of this 2363-nucleotide messenger RNA. RefSeq names its product cilia- and flagella-associated protein 77-like. The record is from RefSeq and is a predicted model, not a curated record. The coding region runs from base 114 to 953 and encodes 279 amino acids. Lineage: Eukaryota; Metazoa; Mollusca; Bivalvia; Pectinida; Pectinidae. The transcript is spliced from 8 exons.